CUGCUCCCCGGCGAAGCGCCAGAGGAGCAGGACGCAGCGAUCUGCUGAGCUGAUAGUCUGUGGAGAACAGAACAGGACACAAUGCACAAGAGAAGGACCUCCAGUGUUUCCAUCUACUGCCUCUCUCUGCUGCUGCUGCUGCUGCUGCUGCGGUCCUCUACAGCCAAACCCGCGUCCGGUCCACAGGUGAGCCCUUCGCAGAGCUUAAAGCAGCUUUUGGAGCAGGAGGUCCUCAGUGCACCGUUUGAUUCCUCGGAGGAGAUGGAUGGAGGGAUGGAGGCGAAGGACGGAAACCAGUCGGAGUUCGGAGCUCCAGAGAAGCUUCCCUGGGACUCUUCGGACCGCAGCAACUCGGGACUGGCCGCCGAAGACAACUUGGUCGCGCGUCUCCUCAAAGACCUCCUGCGGACCUCCAAGCGCUCGUCGAGCCGCUACAAGAAGGGAGGGCUGAGGAGCUGCUUCGGCGUCCGCCUGGAGAGGAUCGGCUCCUUCAGCGGACUGGGCUGCUGAGAUGAGCUGGAAUGGAACAAGAGGUCUAUAGUGACAAUUAUAGCUUACAUGGUAGAAGACGUACACAUGUCAGUGUUUGAUGACGUAUAUAUUUAUUGACAUAUUUUCAGAUUAAGCAUAAAGGAGCACAAAAGUCCAAAGCAGAGCCUGUUCAAAUGUAACAGUAAAACCGAGAGGCUUAAGAAAAGCUUUAUCAUAAGUGUUUAACUGUAUUUCAGGAGAAUAAGAAUAAAAAAUGAAUGUGUAUUUGUCAGUGAAUAACAUGUAUUCAUAUAUACAUAAUAUUCCAUGUCAGUCACAUCUCCUGUGGGAAAGGUUCACUGUGUGUGUGUGUGUGUGUGUGUGUGUGUGUGUGUGUGUGUGUGUGUGUGUGUGUGUGUGUGUGUGUGUGUGUGUGUGUGUGUGUGUGUGUGUGUGUGUGUGUGUGUGUGUGUGUGACCAUGACCAAAAUGGGGCUCUUACUCUCACAAACCUUUGACUGAGUCUUUAAUGUCCAUGGUUCUCAUUCAGAACUGUGAUUUCUUUUUCUAAUGGCUGUUGAAUACACUCAAUUAUUGCAAACUUAUUUAUCUUUAUUUCUUGUUGGAUAAAAUAGAUUCCCCUUGUUAUAUUCUAGUAAAAUGAUUAUUUUGCCAAUAA
Molecule: messenger RNA, 1149 nt
Organism: Scophthalmus maximus (turbot)
Lineage: Eukaryota; Metazoa; Chordata; Actinopteri; Pleuronectiformes; Scophthalmidae
Gene: nppal
Product: natriuretic peptide A-like
Exons: 2
Coding region: 82-510 (142 amino acids)
Cellular component (GO): extracellular region
Molecular function (GO): hormone receptor binding; hormone activity
Source: RefSeq, a predicted model, not a curated record